Oncorhynchus gorbuscha (pink salmon) is the source of this 2445-nucleotide messenger RNA. RefSeq names its product syntaxin-19-like. Gene Ontology annotation, molecular function: SNARE binding; SNAP receptor activity. Gene Ontology annotation, cellular component: synaptic vesicle; plasma membrane; presynaptic active zone membrane. Bases 629 to 1543 code for a protein of 304 amino acids. Gene Ontology annotation, biological process: exocytosis; intracellular protein transport; synaptic vesicle fusion to presynaptic active zone membrane. The record is from RefSeq and is a predicted model, not a curated record. Lineage: Eukaryota; Metazoa; Chordata; Actinopteri; Salmoniformes; Salmonidae. The transcript has 5 exons.
CUGACUAACUGUUAACAUAUAGGAAAACUAACAGAACACACACAUACACGUGACCUACAGCUAAUAAGUAUUUGGAGUGGAGGGCUCAAUAGAUUCCCUGAGGAUACCGUUCAGAAGGAUGGGAUAUACAUUUGGAUAACUUCAUGAAUGCUUUUUGUGAAGUACGAAUAAUCCAUUCUCCAUUGCUUGGCUAAAUUGACAGUUUACAUUCCUGGUCAAACAUAAAUGGCAUGCUCUAAGCCUCACGGAUUACUUACUACAACAAGUGAAACAACAUCAGACCCUGUCCUCCUGAGUGAGGUCCACCAAAAGGCUCUGUCCUUUGGAGAUAACUUCACUAAGGGAUAACUUCACUAAGGGAUAACUUCACUAAGGGAUAACUUCACUAAGGGAUAACUUCACUAAGGGAUAACUUCACUAAGGGAUAACUUCACUAAGGGAUAACUUCACUAAGAGAUAACUUCACUAAGGGAUAACUUCACUAAGGGAUAACUUCACUAAGAGAUAACUUCACUAAGGGAUAACUUCACUAAGGGAUAACUUCACUAAGGGAUAAAUUCACUAAGGGGCCUCAAAUCACAGGCUUUUGUCAUCCUUCUGCCUGAUCUCCACCGAGAGGUCUCUGACCAUGAAGGACCGCCUGGAGGAGCUGCGUCAGAGGGCCCAGGGUUUUCGGGAGGUGAGCAGAGAGGCAGAUGAUACCCCAUUCCCUGAGGAAGAUCCUAACCCAGAUGCCCCAUUAGGGGUUAAGGUCGCCACCACGCAGCAGGCUUUGGUGUUCGAGCAAGAACCAGUCCUGCACAACUUCCUGUCCGAGGCUCAGCAUAUUCGCGGUGACAUCACUGAGCUGGAAACAGAGGUGAAGAAGUUCAGCCAGCAACAAAGGACCCUGGUGGCAACCAUGCGUCGUUUCAGUGUGAUGAAGAAGGACAGUGAUGUGACGACGGACAUCAAGCUGCAGGCAGAGAGCAUCCACAGACGGCUGGACGCCCUCUCCAAGAAGGCACAGAGUUUAGAAGACAUGCAGGGACUGGCUACAGCCACUACACGCAUCCAACGCUCCCAACACGCAGCUCUACUGAGACAAUUCCAACAGGUGAUGUGUCUGUACAACAACUCCAUCCUCAGUAAACAGGAGCAGUGUAAAAACUUCCUCAUCCGCCAGCUGGAGGUGUUUGGUCGUGACGUCACCGAGGAGGGAGUUGAUGAAAUGGUUGCCACCGGGAAGUGGGAAGUGUUUAACCAGAACCUCCUCAACGACGAACGCAUCACACGCGCUCAGCUGUCCGAGAUCGAGCAGAGACACAAGGAGCUACUGAAUCUGGAGAGCAACAUGAAGGAGCUGAGAGAACUGUUCAUGGAUAUCUUUAUGUUGGUGGAGGAGCAAGGAGGCUACAUAGACAACAUCCAGACCAGCGUAGAGAAGACACAGGACUACGUCACCGUCACUAACGAGAAAUUUAAAAUGGCCACCAGGUACAAGAAGAAGAACCCUCUAAGGAGACUGUGCUGCUGUUGCUGCCCCUGGAGGUGCUGCACAUAGAGAAGGGACAAGUCCCCUGAACACUGGAGAUAGCCCUGGAGGUUCUUCAGAUAGGGAAAGGAAGAGCUCUGGUGUGGAGUGUCUACAGGUAUGGGAGGGAAGUCUGUAGGGUGGCAUGGCAGAACAGUGUUCAGAGAAGAUUUAAGCCCAUUACAGUGGUCAGAAAUCAUCCAGGAACAAGAGGAGUGUAAGAGGCUGUGCAGUUGAAGCAGGGUGGGAGUCAGUGUCUCCACUCAUGAGGGACAACUUUAACGCAAGACAUAAUGCAUUUUGAGAAUCAGCAAGACUGCUUACGUUUUCAAAACUGUCUCAUUUUUUCAAAACUCUACACACAAUUCCCAAAACUGCACACACAAAAUGCAAAAUGCCUCACAUCUCCUUGAAAAUGUAACACUGCAUUCAAAAUGCCAUAAACACAUGUCAGAAUGAAGCAUUUGCAUCAAAUGGCAAACACUGCUUUCAUAAUACUACAUUUUUGGAUUUUCCUUGUAAACACUGUUGUUCUAAAUCUAAAGCUCUUUGGUCUUUCAUAGGCUUAUUGUGUGUGUGGGGUCCCAGGGGGAGGCAGUCCAGGAAUUGGUAGGGGGGAGUCACCAGUGCUAAGCUACGCUUUAUGUCUUCUCCGGCCUGGGUCUGGCCACAAUACUUUGUCCACAUCACAAGAUACGUUUUCUCUUGCCAAACAUCGAGGGAAGUAUCUCCUAGCAUGACGUAUCCAACCUUGGACAGAGUCCAACCUCUAUGUCCCCACUUGGAGAAGCGACAUGCGGGCAUAGGGUUGGCGAUCAUACACUUUCCAGCGCCAGGCUGAGAAGAAUUCCUCUAUGGGAUUUAGAAAAGGUGAAUAUGGGGGUAGGUACAAAACUACAAAUUGUGGAUGGGUGGCAAACCAGUUUUGGACC